Molecule: messenger RNA, 510 nt
Organism: Dichomitus squalens LYAD-421 SS1
Lineage: Eukaryota; Fungi; Basidiomycota; Agaricomycetes; Polyporales; Polyporaceae
Exons: 2
Coding region: 1-510 (169 amino acids)
Source: RefSeq, a predicted model, not a curated record
AUGCUAGAAGCGUCCACGAACCUUCCGCCCCCGGCCUACUCUGGUCCUUUGACAUGUUAUGUGUCCAGAGAGAUCAGCGCUUCUACAGAGAGGGUAUGGGGAGUGCUCUCGGACUUCCCGAAAUAUCCGGAAUGCCAGGAGAUCACUGAUAAGUCUGGCAAGACCGUGCUCGAGGACCAGACGCCAGCUAAGGGGAAGUACCUGAACAUGAAGGUGCACAUCCCUCCGACCAUGGACGACUCGGUUCAGGCCCAGACGGCUUUCGAGCUCAUAAUACACUACGAUGAUGCCAGUCAUCGCUUGGCGUGGAAGAACCUGCUGCCCUCUUGGUUCAUCAGGGCCGAACGGUGGCAAGCGCUGAGUAUUACGGAGGAUGGGAAAACGCUGUACGAGUCGAGGGAGGUGUUUGCUGGGAUUGGCGCAUACUUGAUCAAGUGGUUCAUUUCCAAGAACCUCACCAAGAGUUUCGAGGCGAUGGCAGACGCUCUUAAGAGCACGUCUGAGCAAUGA